Messenger RNA from Rotaria socialis, 645 nucleotides. Lineage: Eukaryota; Metazoa; Rotifera; Eurotatoria; Philodinida; Philodinidae. The record is from the annotation of a GenBank genome assembly.
AUGUCGUAUCCAAUUCAACGAAAUAAACCAGGCAGCGAUUCUUUGGUCGAUCAACAACUCGAAAAAUCUCUUUUCGAUAGUGAUCAUGACGAUGAUAUUUUUCGUUCGUUUUUUGGUCUUGCAAAUCGAAUGAUGAGUGAAACAUUACGCAGUGGUCCAAAUAUUAAUGGUGUUUCAACAUUUAUGAGUUCAGAUUCUAAUAAUCCUAAUGUAAAAGUAUUCGGUUUAAGUUCAAUGAAUGUUACACAAAUAUCACGUGGACCCGAUGGCCGUCCACGUGUAAUUCAAGCUCAUGAUGAACGUCGUAUGGGACCAGGUGGAGUUUGGCAAACGAAAAAAGCCUUGCGUGAUCCAGAUCAUGGUAUUGAUAGAAUGCAAGUCGGCUAUUUUGUUGGUGAUCGCGGUGAAAUUGUUGAACGUCACUUAGAUCCAAAUAGUGGACAAUAUCAACAGGAAACAAAACGUCGUGGAAUUCCUUCAAAUGAACAGAAUUUUUCUAAUAAUUGGAGAGCGCAGGCACAACAAGCUAUGCAACGACCACAUCCUUUACCAACACAAUCACAUCAACAACAACAAUUACCUCUUCAUUAUGAACAAUAUCCACAACAAGCUCCACCAUCUCCUCCUUCGUAUCAAUAUUAUUAA